Daktulosphaira vitifoliae (grape phylloxera) is the source of this 642-nucleotide messenger RNA. RefSeq lists its product as uncharacterized. The coding region runs from base 94 to 612 and encodes 172 amino acids. NCBI's taxonomy places the organism in Eukaryota, Metazoa, Arthropoda, Insecta, Hemiptera, Phylloxeridae. The transcript is spliced from 4 exons. The record is from RefSeq and is a predicted model, not a curated record.
UUUGUUUUAGCUGAAUCUCCAAAAAUACGCAAUCAUUUACAAAUCAACAAUAAUUGUUCAAGUAGCCCAAGAGGAGUAGAUUUUCAAAGUAAAAUGUUUAAUAACCAACUUUUCAUUAAAUAUGAAAUUAAAUCAAUAAAUGAAAAAUUGGACAUUUUGUUACAAAAUUUUGAAAGGUUAGAAAAUUUGAAGGUACUUGCCACUACAGAAAAUAGCUCCACAACUGAUUAUUCAGCUAUGGAUUGUAUCUUCCCUAUUGAAUUGGAGACUGAUUUAGAAAGUGUGAAUGUGCAAAUUUUAUCAGAUUCUACUUACCAAAAAAAACUGAUUAAAGAAUUUUCAUUAUUGGGUGGAGGUAAUGUAAGAAAAAUAUUAAAACGAAUAAUGACUAAACUAUUCAGUGAUAAAGUAUUGCAGCAUUACUCAUAUGUUAGUAGAGGUUUAAAAGGGAAAACAAAUUUUAGCCAAUUACUAAUUUGUAAGGUUGUAUUUGACUCAAUUGUCAAAAUUCCAAAAUAUGAAAAUUGUCUACAAGAGGUUGAAGACAAAAUAAAAAUAUAUUUAACUCGAGCGGCGCCUUUUAGGUUAAAAAGAUCACAUAAAAAAAAUUAGGUAUUCAUUCUGAUAUAUGUAGGUGUAAUU